Molecule: messenger RNA, 980 nt
Organism: Vitrella brassicaformis
Lineage: Eukaryota; Vitrellaceae
Source: the annotation of a GenBank genome assembly
AUAUAAAAUGUAGUCAGCGAUGGAUAAAGACUCAACUCCUGUCCACCGCUGCCCACCACCACACCCACUCGACUGGCUGCGAUUUAUCAAUCUCUGCAGCCAUCUGCUCUCCAAGCGGCCGAACAGCUGUGCAUCUACCAUCUACUGGUCUACGGGCCCAUCCACCCCGCCCACCGACAGACACAUCAGGCACUUGUGGGGGGAUGCGGGGCGUGCCGGGUGGUUGCUCUUGAUCUUCAAGUUUCUUCAAGUUGUCGAAGUAGACCGUCACAAGGGCGGCGUAGUAGUAGUGCUCCGAUGACUCCUCGGAGCGGCCUGCGGCCUUCUCCCUCUCCCAGAGAGCGUACGCCCCCAACAACACCCUGCACACACACACAGGAGAGACACACACAAAAACACAGACACACAUGGAUGUGGGGGUGUCUCGUGUGUUUGUAGGCCAGUGAAAGACUGACUGCCGCCCCCUUACAUCGAGUCGAAGCUCUCGCGGCUGGGGCCCGCCUCGAUGAUGAGGCUGCCCUCCUCCGCAGGGACGCUCCGCUCGUAGUGCUGCUGGGGCGACUCGUGACGGCCCUCCGGCGACAGGGAACGCUCAAACGCAGCCUUCUUGACGCUGCAUGACAAGGCAGACAGACAGACAGACAGGGGAGACACACACACAUCCAUAGAAGGUGUUUUUGAUGGUGUGUCAGUGAGGUGUGCGUGUUGGCUUACUAGGCGUUGAAGGCGUCCUUGGGGGACGGGAAGCACUCGUCGGGGUGGUGCUUGUAGCCGGAGGGGGCUGACUCUGUCUCCCACACGUCGCUCUCACUAUCCUCACUGCUAUCCUCACUCUCCCAACCCUCCGACACUCCGCUGUCGCUAUCCUCACUCUCCCAACCCUCCGACACGUCGCUGUCGCUCUCCUCACUGCUAAACUCACUCUCCUCACUCUCUGGCACUUCGCUGUCACUCUCCUCACUCUCCCAACCCUCCGACAU